Molecule: messenger RNA, 1524 nt
Organism: Frieseomelitta varia
Lineage: Eukaryota; Metazoa; Arthropoda; Insecta; Hymenoptera; Apidae
Exons: 3
Coding region: 432-1364 (310 amino acids)
Source: RefSeq, a predicted model, not a curated record
GGGGGGGGGGGGGAGAGAAACCGAUUGGUAUUAAACCGAGGGCAAAAUAAACGCGUGAAAAUAAGAGGGUAACACGUUUUCUAAAGGAAGAAAAGGGACGAGAAAAAAAAAAAAAAAGGAAAAAGAAAUAGUUAAAAAGAGAAAAAAGAAAGAAAGAAAGAAGGAUGCUUCUCUAUUUUUUGACGGGCAGGCACUCGCCCAGCGAGCAAGCAAGAAGUGUGGAUUGGACAACGUUCUGUGAUUCUUGAACAUUAUCGGCGUAUACGGACGGAUGACUCUCUGUCCGUCGGUUAUCGUUAGCGAUUUUAGGAAAAAUUUUCUCUAUCGAAAUUCGUUUUUUCUAAAAGAAAAGGGGACGAUUAGGGUUGCAAGCAAACGAGGCCGCAUAGGCUAGGGCAGAUAUCGUUGCCAACGCGACUGUAGGAAACAAAAUGAAAGAAAGGUGUCGAUUCACGUGUUGUUUUUUUUUCCGUUUUUUUUUUUCUUUUUCUUUUUUUUUUUUUUUCUUCGAGGGAGACGGCAGGACAGAGAACGAGAAGUCCAAUUGGCGCGGAAUUAAAGACGCGGCCACCGGUGGGUGGCGGUGUAUCGGCUUUCUCGAAAUCGCUCGUCAAGUACAAGGCGAAAUACAUUCGCACGCGUUAGUAAGAGUAACGAUCCUCGGUACAUUUACGCUCUACGUACGUAUUUCAACACCUGUCCCUACCUAUCCACGUUUCAGUAACUCUGUUUUCGUUCGAGCGGCAUAUCUCUCACCACCCCCGCCCCGUAGAAUUAAGAGACGUUUUGUACGCGGGCCGAGGCGCGGCCGGAACGGUCCAUCCCCGCGCGAUCUCUCCGCGAGAGAGAGAGAGAGAGAGAGAGAGAGAGAGAGAAAGAGACACACAAAAACACACACACACACACACACAACACACACUCCGGGUUUCGUGAGACACCGAUCAAUGGAGGAACGACAGAUCUCGGAGGACGGGCGCGAGAAAACGAUGAUGCAUUCCCAACCGAUCGCUCUGGACCGGCACGGUUGCCCUCGCCUCUUAUUAGAACGUAACACUAAUCGCGUAAGCUCGAGCAGAAAGAUCGUACGCAAAGCUGACGGAACACGAAUACGCUACACACACACACGCAUACACUUUGGAUACAUCGCGAGGCACGUACACACACGCGAAAGCAUACGAAGACACGAGAGGAAAACACACGCGACACGUGCAUACAUACAUACAUACAUACAUACAUACAUACAUACACACACACACAGAGAGACGCAGACAGACAGACAGACAGACAGACAGACGCGCGCGCGCGUCAGUGCAUAUACGAGUUUCGUAACGAAGUAUACAGUCUUAGCGCAGUGUUUCAUAUAGUUAGGUAGGAAACGUCAAGAGAAUAUUUUUUAUAUUCCACAUGGAUUUUACAGUUAUAUAUUAUCGUUUCGUAUCGAAAGGGAGGAGUUUAAGAGAAAAAAAAAAGAAAAAAAAAAAGAAGAAGAAGAAGUAGAAGAAGAAGAAGAGGAAGAAGAGGAGG